Molecule: messenger RNA, 1086 nt
Organism: Arabis nemorensis
Lineage: Eukaryota; Viridiplantae; Streptophyta; Magnoliopsida; Brassicales; Brassicaceae
Source: the annotation of a GenBank genome assembly
AUGGUCCCCGUUGUGGUAGUUGCGUCCAUAGGUGUUGUUGCAGUUUUGCUUCUUCUCAUCAUUUACGUUACUAGAAAGAAGAGACCGUUGAAAGCUUUACGGCCAUCCAUUGUGGGAAAAAAGAGAAGCUUGACUUAUGAAGAGGUUAAGGAGAUGACAAAUAACUUUGCAAGAGUUGUUGGAGAAGGAGGGUUUGGGAUCGUGUAUCACGGUUUUUUGAAUCGUAAUGAACAGGUUGCUGCUAAAGUGCUCUCACAUUCCUCAUCUCAAGGCUAUGAGCAAUUCAAGGCUGAGGUGGAACUUCUUAUCAGAGUUCACCAUAUAAAUUUGGUAAGUCUUGUUGGCUACUGUGAUGAUGGAAACCAUUUUGUCCUCAUCUAUGAAUACAUGCCCAAUGAAGACUUAAGAAAACAUCUAUCCGGACAAUGUGCUAGCUCGCUUUUGAGCUGGGAAAGUAGGCUAAGAAUUGCUGCAGAGACUGCACAAGGAUUGGAGUACUUACAUAUUGCCAGCAAACCACCCAUGAUUCAUAGAGAUGUCAAGUCUACAAAUAUACUCCUCGACGAGCUCUUCCAAGCAAAACUUGGUGAUUUUGGUCUUUCAAGAUCUUUCCCAAUAGGAUCUGAAACUCACGUGUCAACAAAUGUUGUUGGAUCACCCGGUUAUCUGGACCCUGAGUAUAACAGAACAAAUUGGUUGACAGAGAAAAGUGAUGUUUAUAGCUUUGGAGUUGUAAUAUUGGAAAUAAUCACAAGCCGAAAUGUGAUUGACCAGACUCGUGAAAACCCUUACAUAGUAGAAUGGGUGGGAUCUAGGCUAGCCAAUGGAGAUAUUGAUAACAUUGUGGAUUCAAGUCUUGUUGGGGAUUAUGACUCUAGUUCUAUGUGGAAAGCUCUUGAACUAGCAAUGUCGUGCGUUAGUCCUACUUCUUCUGGAAGACCAAACAUGUCUCAAGUUGCUAGUGAGUUAAAAGCGUGUCUCUUCUCUGAGAACUCGCGAAAAGGAGGGAGAUCUGAUGUGGAGUCUAAAAGUUCCAAUGAACUGAGCAUGAGCAAUGGUCUUGUAGAGAACCCUCAUGCACGCUAG